AACAAAUUCGUACUUUGUUUCGCAACACGCUGGACGAUCCAGAGCGCGCGCGUCCGGUCGUCCGCGAUUUUUCAAAAUUUGAAAAAAUGUUCAAAUUAGCCAACAAAAUUCAGUAUUUCUCCAGCGUUCGCCAAUUUCACUGCAGUUGCGUGCUCGGCAAAGGCCUCAAAAAGCAGGGCACCAUCCUGAACAAACUACUCCACGGCAGUGACAAGGGAAAGCGAAAAUGGUACGCGGACAAGAACGCCGUACUGGCCACUCCGCUGGCCAUCGCUAGCAGCAAGGGCCAAGGCAAAGAGUCAACCCGGCGAAUUAACGUGCUGAACAAGCUGUUUAUGGAACAGAUCACCGACCUGAUGGCCACCGGCGAGCACUCGGAGGAACUGGUCGGGUACGGGAUUCAGAUUUCGCGCGUCAAGGUCAGCUCGGACUAUCACGGAAUCAACGUGUUUUGGUUCGCGCGGGACAACCAGCACGACAUGGACAUCGGGCGGUUGCUGAAGCGAAUUUCCGGCGGGUUGCGGCACGAGCUGUCCCAGCUGAGGCUGAUUGGCCAGGUGCCGAAGCUGAACUUUGUCAAGGACAAGACGUACGGGUUGACGGCGGAUUUGGACGGGGUGCUGCGGAGGGCGGAUUACGGCGAGGACUUUGUCCCGACGGAUCGGACGAUGAUGCUGAAGAGCGAGUUCAAGCUGCAGGUCGAACUGCCGCGAACCGUUCGGAGUGAAAUCGACAAGCUGGAGGACGAGAUUGACUAUCCGGUGGAGGAUCAGCGCACGCUGCCGGCGAUGCGGAACGACAUCCUCGGGCUGGACCAGGAAGCGAUAAUGGGCAAGAUUAAGCGGUCGCUGAAUAGGAAUAAGCAAGCAUGGCAGCAACAUAAACAGCAGAGCACGACUGAUUUAGAGAAAAAGCGAAGGAACCGGCGCAGUUUAAAAGUAUUUCGUUAGACAAAAUACGGAAGCGAAUCUGGAUCCGACGAGGUCGUACCGGGGAGAUUUGGUUGUGCCGGAAGAUUCGGUUGCGGUGAGCAGCGAGCUGGAUCGCAAUGAUAGCGAUUUUAUCAUUGAGGAGUCGGAUUUGGAGGGCGGGACGAAAAAGUGACCGAUCGAGAAUCCAAAGAAAUUAGAGCAAUAAAUUCAGCAUAGCAAAUUUAAAAA
Culex quinquefasciatus (southern house mosquito) is the source of this 1160-nucleotide messenger RNA. RefSeq lists its product as uncharacterized. The coding region runs from base 87 to 950 and encodes 287 amino acids. The transcript has a single exon. Gene Ontology annotation, biological process: rRNA processing. The record is from RefSeq and is a predicted model, not a curated record. Lineage: Eukaryota; Metazoa; Arthropoda; Insecta; Diptera; Culicidae.